UCAUCUUAUAUUCAGGUGUGCAGUUUUUCGAGAAUUGACGCGUAUUUUUUGGAUUUAAAUCCGUGGUGAAAUGCGGAAACCUCAUCGAGUUGUGCUCAGCAUGUGCGCCAAUGUCAUGCUGCUGAAUUUGUUCUCCGCUGACGGCAGGUCUGUGCCUGCUGCCGAUUCCUCGCCUCAAUUAGUCCGAAGAAUGUCUAGCAGCAGCAGCGAAUCCUUUUCGGUGAAGAAUCCUCCUCUCGAACCCGUCAUCGAUAAGGUCCGAGUGGAAACAGGUGUAGUGAAAAUGCUUGAACUCGACGGGCCUUCCCACGGGCCUUGCACUUGCGGAAGUGACCCAUCGUCGUUUCCGGACUACUUGGACGAGUUGUGCGCAAUGUCGUGCAUCGAUCAAAUGGCACCUGGGCUGGAGCUUUGGGGGGUUUGCGUGACAGUCAUUGGGCAGAUGCUGAAUUGUCAGUGUUAUUACGUGGAGGACCAGGGAGGCGCCAAUGAUUCGUGCUAAUUUUGAUUGAAUAUAUUGCCUUGUUUUUUUUUUUUUUACAUGAGACUCUUUUUUGCCGA
Notodromas monacha is the source of this 561-nucleotide messenger RNA. The record is from the annotation of a GenBank genome assembly. NCBI's taxonomy places the organism in Eukaryota, Metazoa, Arthropoda, Ostracoda, Podocopida, Cyprididae.